CUCGAGGAGGGGCUGUGGCUGAGCUGCACGCCGCGGAGGUGCUCGAGGGGGGCCGGGGCUGAGCCGCCGCGGAGGUGCUCGAGGGGGGGCCGGGGUUGAGCCGUUGCGGAGGUGCUCGAGAGGCGCCAGGGCUGAGCUUCCACGGAGGUGCUCGAGGGGGUAGUGAUUGAGCCGUCGCGGAGGUGCUACGCCGACACGUCGGACCUCUCCGAUUCCGCCGAUUUGGGUGCUUCUCUGCUCUAGAUUGUGGAGCUUCUCCACCUCAACAGGAGCAACCUACAGGAGGUUCAGAGAAUUUGGGUAUUAUGCAAUUGUGAAAGUGUUGUGCAAUGGCACAAAUUGACAAGAGGAUACCUCAAGUUGGUAUGAGAUUCAAAGAUUCAAAUGAGGCUUGGAUGUUUUGGGUAGAAUAUGGGGGUCACAUAGGCUUCGAUGUGAGGAAAAGAUGCACCAACAAAAGCAAAUUUGAUGGAAAGGUGACUUCAUGCAGAUUUGUUUGUUCCAAUGAGGGUCUUAGAAGGAAAUGUCAAACCGAACGUGAGCCAAAGCGUUUUAGAGCUGAAACAAGAACUGAUUGUCUAGUUCGGAUGGUUAUUACAUUGGAUCGAGCGACAGAAAAUUAUGAAAUUACUGAAGUUGUGUUGGAACACAACCACUACCUUCAAUUGCCACAAACCCGCCACUUGUUGGUUUCACAAAGAAAGAUUUCAGAACUGCAAGCUUUCGAGAUAGAAACCGCUGAUGAUUCUGGAAUUGUGCCAAAACCCGCACAUGAGUUUGCUUGUCGUAAAGUUGGUGGGCCGCUUAACCUUGGCUAUACUUGCCGGGACCAAAAGAAUCAUUUGCGAAGCAAGAGACAGAGAGAAUUGGCUUUUGGACAGGCUGGGAGUAUGUUGAAGUAUUUUCGCGACAAAGUUGCUGAGAAUCCAUCAUUUCAAUAUGCGUUGCAGCUCGAUUGUGAGGAGAAUAUUGCCAACAUAUUCUGGGUUGAUGCUAAAAUGUUACUUGAUUAUGCACACUUUGGUGAUGUCACAUUUGACACCACAUUUGGCACAAAUAAAGAGUAUAGGCCAUUUGGUAUUUUUCUUGGGCUCAAUCAGUUUAGAGAAACCACCAUUUUUGGUGCUGCCUUGAUGUUUGAUGAAACACGAGACUCGUUUAUAUGGCUCUUCGAGAGUUUUCUAGCAGCACAUAAUGGAAGACAACCUAGAACUAUUUAUACGGAUCAAGAUAUAGCAAUGGGAAAAGCUAUAGAGCAUGUCUUCACGCAAUCAUAUCAUGGAUUGUGCACCUUCCACAUAAUGCAAAAUGCUGUCAAACAUUUAUCUUCAGUGAAGGACGAAGAGGAAGAUGAAGUGGAAGAUGAAGAAAAGGAGACUCACAUUCUCACUGAUUUUGGUGCAUGUAUGUAUGGCUAUGAGGACAAGGCAGAAUUUGAAGAAGCGUUUGAUAAUAUAAGACAAAAGGUGCAUAAGCAAACUUGGUUAGAUAGUAUCUACAAGGUGAAGGAAAAAUGGGCUGAAUGUUAUAUGAGAGAUGUCUUCAGUUUGGGAGUGAGGAGUACACAACUAAGUGAGAGCUUCAACAAUGCAUUGAAGAAUCAUUUGAAAUCAGAUUUCCAUAUUGUUCGAUUCUUGAUGCACUUUGAGAGGACGAUGGAAGUGAAAAGAAGAAAGGAAUUGGAAUCUGAAUUUGAGGCAAGGAAAAAAUUACCAAGAAUCAAAAUGUUCACACCUAUGUUGGUGCAAGCAAGCAAAGUGUAUACUUCAAUUAUUUUUGAAGCUUUCCAAGGUGAGUAUGAAAGAUCCAUGGCUGCAUGUUGUAGAGCAUUGGAUGGAAAUAACAAAUUUGGUGUUGCUAUUGGGAGUUUGCAUGGUGAUUUACAGUUCGAGGAGGAGCGCAUAGUGAUAGGUGAUCCUUUGACCCAAACCAUUUCAUGUAGUUGUGGAAUGUUCAAUAGGGCAGGAGUAUUGUGUGGACAUGGUCUCAAAGUUCUUGAUUUGCUGAAUAUAAAGACAAUGCCAACACAUUAUGUCUUAAAGAGAUUGACUAGAGAAGCACGCAAUGGAAGUAUACAAGAUAGGCAAGGAAGGAAUGUUGUAGAAAAUCCAAAACUAGAAGCUCAACUUCGGUACCAGGAUUUGUCUCAUAAAUUUCACAAUUUGGCACAUAAAGCAGGCAACUAUUUAGAAUGUUGUGUGCUAUUGGAGAAUGCACAUGAUUCCGUUGCUCCACAAAUAGAGGAUAAACUCAACGCAACUACUAGUGCUAUGAAUGAACCAUGUAAAGACAAGGAAAAUGUUGAACCAAAUGUCCAGCAAACAAAUGAGUUUCUUUGUUCCACACAACUAAACAAAAAAGAGGUUCAAUCAAGAAAUUUAAGGAGAAAGAAAGGUUGGCUUGAGAAGUUACUCAAGGGGAAGCGCAAGUCAACUAAAACUACCGCACCAACAAAAAAAGGAGCAAAGAAGCAACAAAAGAAGGGGAAGCCUCAAGUGGAAGUGGAGAAGGAUGACAAGAACAAAGGAGCAAACUUGGAGUUUCAAGAGUGCAAUGCAAUCUUCAGUUUCACCCAACUCUUGACAACUCCACCUUGUGAUGUUCAUCAUUUGUUUUAGCAUGUGCAAGUCUUCUAGAUAGUAUUUUGGACAGAGUUAACUAUAGUUGGGGCUAACUAUAGUCUUUUGUGGCCUAAGUGUACAAGUAAAACGGCCUAUUUUGUGUACUCCGAUGAUUGUUUCACUAGCAAGACUUGUUGCUGCAGAAUUUACAUGUUGAGUACUGCUAGUGGCAGCAUGUAAUUUGGUCCAGCAAUACUAGUGUUGAUCUUGAGCAAGAAUGAUGGCUGCUGUUUCUUUCAAUGCUAAUUGUUGAAUUUAUUGACUCGAUCAUGUACAAUACCUCUUUUUAACCUUAAAUAGUUGCUGUUGUUUUUCAUCUCUAAUUGCAUCAAAACUGACUGAUGUUUGCUUUA
This is a messenger RNA of Triticum dicoccoides, 2974 nucleotides long. Its product is annotated as protein FAR1-RELATED SEQUENCE 5-like. NCBI's taxonomy places the organism in Eukaryota, Viridiplantae, Streptophyta, Magnoliopsida, Poales, Poaceae. The coding region runs from base 330 to 2618 and encodes 762 amino acids. Gene Ontology annotation, molecular function: zinc ion binding. The transcript is spliced from 3 exons. The record is from RefSeq and is a predicted model, not a curated record.